Messenger RNA from Fusarium sp. VM40, 1476 nucleotides. The record is from the annotation of a GenBank genome assembly. NCBI's taxonomy places the organism in Eukaryota, Fungi, Ascomycota, Sordariomycetes, Hypocreales, Nectriaceae.
AUGACUCUGUUUUCUGUCCUGGCAUUUGCCGCCGUUGCGAGUGCUAGUUGGAUUGUCCCCGGUGCGCGAUGGCACGACACCGAAGGGAAUUUGUUCAAUGCCCAUGCAGGCGGUCUAUGCGUCGAUCGCGACAGUGGCAAGUUUUACUGGUUCGGUGAACACAAGACUGAAGAGCAGGAGGAGGGUGGUGGUGUUUCGGUUUACAGCUCUGAUGACCUUGCGACUUGGGAGUCUCAUGGUUUAGCGUUGACUCCUGAGAAGGGUCACGAACAUAUUUCUCCUGAGAGCAUCAUUCAGCGUCCCAAGGUUCUCUACAGUGAGGAAACAGGCAAAUACCACAUGUGGUGGCACGCCGACGAUAAAAAAUACAGUCUUCUUCUACAAGGCCUCGCCACCUCGGACGACAUCGCCGGACCGUACAAGUUCAAUCACGCCAUCGCCCCCCUUGGAAACUGGUCGCAAGACUUCGGCGCCUUCACAGACUACAAGUCCGGUCGAUCCUACGCGCUCUACUCCAACGGCGAUCGCGUGGAAGGACGCGAUGUCUACGUCAGCGAGUUCAACAGCAACCUCACUGAUAUCAAAAAGGUGACGCAUCGGUUUGACAAGUAUGAUUUCGAGGCACCUACCAUUAUCCAGACCGAGAAGAGCUACUGGACUUUAAUGAGUCACAAGACUGGCUACAGACCUAACAAUGUCGUGGCUAUGAGAGCUGAUAAAUUGGAGGGACCGUGGUCUCAGCCUUUCUUUGUCGCCCCAGCGUAUACUCGUACUUUCAGCACCCAGUCUGGUUUCUCCUGGAGGAUUAAUGGCACCAAGAAGACCACUUACCUGUACAUGGCCGAUCAGUGGGAUUUGCCGUCUAUCUGGGAGAGCCGAAACGUUUGGCUUCCCAUUGAGAUUGACGAGGAGAACAAGAGCCUUGAAGUUGUUUGGCACGAUAUUUACGAUUUGAAUGUUAAGACUGGCGAAUGGAAGCCCAUCAAGGGAAAGACGUACCCUUCCAAGAAUGCCAAGUUGGCUGGCAAUGCCCACCUCCAAGAAGCUACCUUUGGAACAGAUCAUGUUAUCGCAACUGGUAUUUCCGGCAACGACAGUACCGCCACCUUCACAGUCGAAGGAAAAGGCGCAGAUCAAUGGGUCUCCUUCUACCACCAAAACAUCGACGAUAUGGGUUUCGGAGACCAACCAAUGGGCUCACCCGAUCGCAUCAACGGAACUUGGGCCAUUCGUCGCAUCAGCAGUGUGGUCGUCAACGGAGAUAAGGAGAAUGUCCACACUCUGUACCAGAAGGACACUCACAAGGGUAUCAUUCUAUCUACGCCUCUGCUUCUUCCGCUCAAGAAGGGUAAGAACACUAUCACUGUUGGUGGUCUUAAGAAUGGCAAGGGUGUCAAGGGUGCGGAUCUGGAUAGGAUUGUGGUAUAUCCCCCAGAGAAGAAGAAGGGGAAGCGGGGAUUCUUUGGACUUUUUUAG